CAUUUCCCGGUCUACAAGAGCCAAUGUGAGGCACAAGAUAUCGCACUGAAUGAACGUGCUAUUCCUGCAAGUGUCCGAAACUCCAGCGAGCACCAGAAAACAUUGGACGAGUCACUUGCCCCCAAAAUUCCUCAGUUCACGAAGGCGGGCUUGAUGGACUACAUAGUUGAGCUCAUCGUCUCCGAGGAUGAAGCCAUCCAGCUCGUCGACAAAGGGCCUUUCCGUCGCCUCUUGCAGUAUCUUCACCCCAAUCUUUCUGAUGGUGCCAUUCCUCACCAUACU
Suillus discolor is the source of this 282-nucleotide messenger RNA. RefSeq lists its product as uncharacterized. NCBI's taxonomy places the organism in Eukaryota, Fungi, Basidiomycota, Agaricomycetes, Boletales, Suillaceae. The annotation marks the transcript as partial. The record is from RefSeq and is a predicted model, not a curated record. The transcript has a single exon.